AUGAACAACACCGUAAUAUCACAUUACUUUCAUCCAGAUAAUCUAAAUAAUUAUGAAUUAUUCCAAUCUAAUAAUAAAUAUCCAAGACUUUUCACAGUUAUAACUUUUUUUAUCAAACAAAAAAAAUGUUACCGCAAGCGGACAACUAUUAUUUUAAUGUACUCUGUGGGAUUUGAACCCACGCUUCCGAAGAAAUCAGUGCCUUAA
Heterostelium album PN500 is the source of this 207-nucleotide messenger RNA. RefSeq lists its product as uncharacterized. Bases 1 to 207 code for a protein of 68 amino acids. The record is from RefSeq and is a predicted model, not a curated record. The transcript has 3 exons. Lineage: Eukaryota; Evosea; Eumycetozoa; Acytosteliales; Acytosteliaceae.